UCCUCCAGCGGCCGGUCCCUCGCACCGUCCGGUGCCUGUCACGUCCUUCCCGGUUCCUGCUGGGCCCUCCUGGCAGUCGAGGCGGUGACCUUUGACCCCAGCACAGAACUGACCCGGACCUCUCAGGCUGCCCUGCCUCGAGAGCCUCUCUCCUCCGAGGUUGUUCCCGCCCCUGAGUGGCCUUCAGCCCAGCCUGGCCUUGGGGUGAGGCCGUGGGGCAAGACUUCUGAGAAGGGCUAGAGGAAGGCCGGCCUGUCCGAAGUGUUCAGGUGUCCGGAAUGGCCCCCAUACUGUCCCUCUUUUCAGUCUCUGACCGGCGGACUUCAGCCCACCCUUCGCACAGAAUCAGUGAAACUACCGUGUUUUCUCUGGCUUCCUUGAUGUGAGCCUGGGAAAUGAACCUGUUCUCAGGCAGGUGUGGAGAAGAAACAAGAGGAGGAAAAAACUGGUUACCUGGGGAAGGAGAGCUAUCAGAAGCGGAGGAGUGCUGCCUCUGGAGAAUGGGGAAGUAGGGUCAUCAGACCCUUCCCAGUUCUUUCUCUCCAGAAAAAGUUUUGAACUUAAUUCUCUAACCAUGGCACAAGUAGAGAAAAGAGGGGGUUUGCUCCGGAAAUCUUCAGCCUCCAAAAAACCACUAAAGGAAAAAGUGGUGCUGAUGUAUGAUGAAAUCUUCAUGACAGAGGACCCCAGUAAGUGCAGUCCUCGAUUCUGGGAGGAGCUCUUCCUCAUGAAGGUGAAUUUAGAGUACCUAGAAGGCAAGCUGGAGUCUCUUGAUGGUGAGGAGUUAAUGAAGAUCAAGGACAAUAUUAAUUGCUUAUUUCAACACUGCAUCCAGGCUCUGGGAGAGGAGCAUCCAAUUCGAGUUGUCAAUGCAUUGCAGACCUUGUGUGCACUCAUACGAGGAGUCCAUCAAAAGAAUAAGUCUACCUCGGGGUUUGACAUUAUCAACAUGCUGAUGGGCUUUGACAAGGCCGAGCUGUGCAUGAAGAACUUGAUGGAGAGUUUGGACUCAUUGCUUUGUGCAGAAGGUUCUGAAAGUCUGAAGAGUUUAUGUCUGAAACUUCUCCUUUGCUUAGUGACUGUGACAGAUAACAUCAGCCAGAACACUAUCCUGGAGUAUGUAAUGAUCAACAGCAUAUUUGAAGCAAUUUUACAGAUUCUCUCUCACCCUCCAAGUCGUAGGGAGCAUGGGUAUGAUGCUGUAGUCCUCUUGGCUUUGCUGGUGAACUACAGAAAAUAUGAGUCUGUGAAUCCUUAUAUUGUGAAGCUGUCUAUUGUGGAUGAUGAGGCCACGCUCAAUGGAAUGGGGCUUGUGAUUGCUCAGGCUUUAUCUGAGUACAAUAGGCAGUAUAAAGACAAGGAAGAAGAACACCAGAGUGGUUUUUUCUCUGCUUUAACAAAUAUGGUCGGCAGCAUGUUCAUAGCAGAUGCCCAUGAGAAAAUCUCAGUCCAAACCAAUGAGGCCAUCCUUCUGGCACUUUAUGAAGCUGUUCAUUUAAAUCGCAACUUCAUCACAGUGUUAGCCCAGAGUCAUCCAGAAAUGGGCUUGGUGACAACCCCUGUCAGUCCUGCUCCAGCAACCCCAGCCACACCACUUGGGACCACACCGCCCUCCUCUGAUGUUAUAAGUUCUGUGGAACUCCCACUGGAUGCAGAUGUACAGACCAGUAAUCUACUGAUAACCUUCUUAAAGUAUAGCUCGAUUGUCAUGCAGGAUACCAAAGGUUUAUUUUUCUCUACAGAUGAGCACCGGCUUCACAGCGGCAAACUCUGUCUGAUUAUCCUUACAUGUAUUGCAGAGGAUCAGUAUGCCAAUGCAUUUUUGCAUGAUGACAACAUGAAUUUUCGAGUAAACUUACAUAGAAUGCCCAUGAGACACAGGAAGAAGGCAGCAGACAAGAACCUUCCCUGCCGUCCUUUAGUAUGUGCGGUGCUGGACCUGAUGGUAGAGUUUAUUGUAACACACAUGAUGAAGGAGUUUCCUAUGGAUCUCUAUGUACGCUGCAUUCAGGUGGUACAUAAACUACUUUGCUACCAGAAGAAGUGUAGAGUACGCCUGCAUUACACCUGGCGAGAACUCUGGUCAGCCUUGAUAAAUUUGCUGAAGUUCCUUAUGUCAAAUGAGACCGUACUUUUGGCCAAACACAACAUUUUUACGUUAGCCCUUAUGAUUGUGAACCUAUUUAAUAUGUUUAUCACAUAUGGCGACACAUUCCUGCCCACUCCCAGCAGCUAUGAUGAACUCUACUAUGAGAUUAUCCGCAUGCACCAGAGCUUUGACAACCUCUACUCCAUGGUCCUGAGGCUUUCUACCAAUGCAGGCCAGUGGAAAGAAGCAGCCAGCAAGGUGACCCAUGCGUUGGUUAAUAUCAGAGCCAUCAUCAACCAUUUUAACCCCAAAAUUGAAUCCUAUGCUGCUGUGAAUCACAUAUCCCAACUGUCGGAGGAGCAGGUGCUGGAGGUAGUGCGAGCCAACUAUGAUACGCUCACACUGAAGCUGCAGGAUGGCCUGGACCAAUAUGAGCGCUAUUCGGAGCAGCACAAGGAAGCUGCCUUCUUCAAAGAGCUGGUUCGAUCCAUUAGCACCAAUGUCCGGAGAAACCUGGCCUUCCACACACUCAGCCAGGAAGUCCUGCUCAAGGAGUUUUCCACUAUCUCCUGAAGCCACACAUACCUGAGCAGCCGCUGACUGCCCUUACUCAUGAGGCUCCUGGGCUGGAGGGGGGGCGUGAGGGGAGAGGGGGCUGUCCCCAAGGUUGAAGAAAAACACAGAUACCAAGUUCUCUUGGUGAAGGCCCCCCCACUUGGACAGCAGGGGCCAGGAGGGGCAAGCCAGGGAUAAUCUUAUUUGGGGAGGGAUGGGUGGGCACAGGGGGAAGCCUUCAAGAAUGUGGGGAAUUCCAGGGUAGGCUCCCUGGACACCCCCUCAUAUUUCCAAUUGAGAUUACAGGUUGUGGCUACUGACUCAUUUUCAGGAGCUGUUGGGGCAAGCCUUAGGAUGAUGCCUGCACUCUGAGGGUCAAUGGCUGUCCUAGGCUUCUGAAAACAGACUAACUCUCAGAUGUAGGUGGAGCCAAUUCUGCUUCCUUUAGGCCUGGGGGUGAGCUGGGCUUGAAGUUUGUGUCCCCUGCCCCAACUGGCAUUCUGUCCAGUCGGUUAGUACCCUUAGCUCAGACUUAGGGUAGGGUAGAAAUGGGAUGCUUUUUAUCUAUUUUCUAAAUUCAGAGCUGACUCCUCUGGGAGACUGAAG
This is a messenger RNA of Diceros bicornis minor, 3250 nucleotides long. It is a transcript of the gene ARMH3, whose product is annotated as armadillo like helical domain containing 3. The coding region runs from base 575 to 2662 and encodes 695 amino acids. The record is from RefSeq and is a predicted model, not a curated record. The transcript has 26 exons. Gene Ontology annotation, cellular component: cytosol. Lineage: Eukaryota; Metazoa; Chordata; Mammalia; Perissodactyla; Rhinocerotidae. Gene Ontology annotation, biological process: regulation of Golgi organization.